AGUAUUGUAGCAAACAUUAUUUUAAGUUUACAGAAAUUGUUUUGAAAGAUUUACUGGACUUAAAAUUGUUGCUGCAAACAUUUUUCGAAGACGCUGCAGUGAUAUGAAGUUUUUAUAUUUUUUAUUUCCAGUAUCAGUCAGGAUCUUUUCGCACACCGCAAUGCUUCGUUUAAACGCCUGGGGCGUUUACUAAAUUUUGCUAAACGAUUUUAGGGGAGUUUAUUGGAUGGAGAAAUUUUAUAGAAGGUCAGAAACAAUAAGAUAUGUUGUAAUUUAAAAGGUAUAUUGUAAAGCAGGCUUGUUUGUGUAAAAAAGGUAUGCAGAAGCGUGCAUUACUCUGGUAGGUGAAAAAGCACGACCACACAAAGUAAAAUGGCUAUUGAUUUUGCAAAGUAUUUUCAACGUUGUAAUUCGAUCUUUUUUAUACUUAUUUGAUAUAAGAAACAUUUUUUGCGCUGUCUUCGAUAUCAAAUUAUCUUAUUUUUAUAUUUUAUAUAUCCGAAAUUUUUAGGAUCACAAAAUUAGGGCCAGUGCCUUUGAAUCUUGUGAUCUGAAAAAUAAUCAGUUAUUGAAUUGAUUGCUUUUAAUAACUCUUCCGAUCAAUUUUUUAGCGAAGGCUUUUUGAAUAAAUUUCAUUGAUGUUCUACCUACUAUGUCCAUUAUGCUCAACGCAAAUUAAAAUACUUGGACUAUUUUUUAUUUGCGUUGAAAGUCGACUAUGUUUUCUACUUAUUUUGUGCUGACACAGAAAACUAGAUUUGCAAACAAUAUUAACUUCAAAAAAUAUGCUCUGAACGACGCAUUUGAUCAUAGUGUUUUUGUUUUACAAUUUGUUAGCUGUGAAGAAUUGGGUACAUAGCAUUAAUUUCUUCGCGUCUAUCCUUCUAUAUGUUGAGAGAUGCUUAAGAAAGGGGCGGCUUUUUUGUUUGUUCGUCAUCUUGUAUCUUUUCUGACUGAAUAAUCCUAGAUCCGCCCCUGACAGCGAUAGUUCUUCUCGCCGUUCCGGUGAUAGAAAAGAGAAAAUAGGCAUUGGAAAUGAGGUUGGGUAAGCGUCACAGCAAUAAUUUUUAUUUGAAAGCUAAUCUGUAACAGCCAAUAGCAUUUUCCCAAUGUGAGCAAAAGACGACCAACCUCGUCUGCAGGCCAUUUUUAGGCCUAUAAGAAAAUGAUAGGACGACUUCAUCAUUGGUGUAGAAGAGUCUUAGUAACGAGAUUGAAGAUAUUUAAAUUGACGAAUGCCAGGCUAAUAUUUUAAAAGAGACUGUUAGGUAACUGUAAAAUAAAAUGCACGAACUCAUAAUUUGUUAAUUUCAAUUAUUUGCUUUUGUGACACUAGUAAAAUUAUGCACGUGAUUUCGUUAACGUAAUUUAAAAUAAUGACACAUAAACUUCCAUAACUUAAAGUUUUGCAUGAUCCUACAAUUUUUGAGAUGUAGACUAGAUAAACGCACAUUUCAACCAUCAAAUACUUAACACGUACAGUUUAAGUUUUUUUGUUAAAAAAUAAUAUCAGGAUUUUCACCAGACUAUGAUGAUGACAAAAACUACCGACGACCUUCAAAGUCUAGCAAAUGAUUCAUUAAACAAAACCCUCUUAGCAAUGUCUACUGGAUUGUCUGGAGUUGGUUGCUUGACGAUUUUGAUCACAUAUGGCUUGUACAAAGAUAUCCGUACCGCGUCUCGACAUAUCAUCAUUUGCUUGAGUAUUGCUGAUCUGGUCACAGUUCUAGCUAAUUGCUCCGGGUUGGCUAUCCCACCAUCAACAGAGAAUGAUACUUUUUGUAUUAUACAAAGCUUCCUUGGUUCGACUGCAAUUUUAUGUUCAUUUUUAUGGACCAUUAUGUUGGCUGUUUAUCUUUAUGUGACGCUAGUUUGUGAGAGUCAGCGUUUAGCGAAACGAAUGAUUUGGCCAUGGUUUCACAUACUAUGUUGGUCUGUUCCGCUGAUAAUUAACAUAGUUGCUCUGUUACAAAGGAGGUUAGGAAACAACACAGACGCAGGUACCGCUGGUUGGUGCUGGAUAAAACUCACAAGUACAAAUGAUCCUCGAUGGCAUAUGAUAGCAUGGAUGUUUAUUGAUGGAAAGGGAAUCGAACUUUUAGCUUACGUGAUAGUUUUAAUACUUUAUGUGGCAGUAAAACGUCACUUAAGGAGAAAGAGGAAUAACUCCUUACCACGUACCAAAUCCUUUAUGAGUCAACGUACAGCUGACGCAGCGAGACAUGCCGACAAAAAACUCAUCAUCAUACCUUUACUGUUUAUACUUCUGCGCAUGUGGGGAACCAUAAGAUUUUUUCUUUAUGUGGCUAGAAAGACAAAUCAUAAAAGUGCACCAGUGUGGGAAAUUGUUUUAUUGUAUUUACAUUCUGUCGGUGAUAACUUGCAAGGUGCUACAAACUGUCUUCUGUUUUGCAUUUUCACACCAAAGGUUCGAAAUCAUAUCAAAACAUCUAUCUUUGCAUGCUGUCAAACACUGAGAUGCUGUUACGUUGAGCAUGAUUUUGACGAAAGCAUGGAUGAAAGAACUUGUUUGCUGGAUUCACAACGACAAAAAUCGAAGAAGGAAAAAAUGAAUCUAAAUGUUUGAAAAGGGUUUGCACUGUCGGCCCCAGAGCUCUUUGAGAUAAAAUCGAAAGUAGCUCUAAAUCCCUGGUCACGUGAUUGGAUUCUGAUUGGUCUACUAUGAGAAUUCUAUCUUUUUCCGCGAAGGAUUGUAUUUAGCAUUUGAACAUGGCGGUGAAGACCCGAAGGAUCGAAGUAUGCUCGCGUUUAUUAUGUCGUGACUGAAUUUAAAGCUGAUAUUCGGCUUUCUCUUUUAUAAAAAUUUACUAUUAGUAUUUGACCAUUUUCUGCUUAGCUAACUAUCAUAACUCUGCCACUAGAAGUUACUGUAUGUUAUACAAACGUUUAUUCACGUAGCUAGUAGGGAAUAAGCUUUUGCAUUUUUCAG
This is a messenger RNA of Hydractinia symbiolongicarpus, 2950 nucleotides long. RefSeq names its product G-protein coupled receptor 157-like. The record is from RefSeq and is a predicted model, not a curated record. NCBI's taxonomy places the organism in Eukaryota, Metazoa, Cnidaria, Hydrozoa, Anthoathecata, Hydractiniidae. Gene Ontology annotation, biological process: cell surface receptor signaling pathway; adenylate cyclase-activating G protein-coupled receptor signaling pathway. Gene Ontology annotation, molecular function: G protein-coupled receptor activity. The transcript has 4 exons. Gene Ontology annotation, cellular component: plasma membrane. Bases 1529 to 2587 code for a protein of 352 amino acids.